UUGGGUUGUAAAACUUAUAUUGUAUGAGAAUCGUAAAAAGCAGAUUUGUUUUGAUGGUAAAUUGUGUUACUAAUUGUAAAUUAUUGUAAACAAACUUUGAUGGGUAAAACAUAAUUAUCCGCAGCUGGUAUUUAUACAAGAUUCUUUGAAAGAAGCGAAACCCAACUCUGCAUGAUGGAACCAGAAAGUGCUGAUUCCGAGAUUGUUUACAGUACAAUUGAUGAUACAACAAUCGUUAUGUCAGAAAAGGUUCAAUCACUGGCUGGAUCAAUCUACCAAGAAUUCGAACGUAUGAUACAGCGAUAUGAUGAAGAUGUUGUUAAAACUCUAAUGCCGUUGCUCGUCAAUGUCCUAGAAUGUUUAGACUCAGCUUAUCAAACCAAUCAAGAACAAGAUGUUGAAUUAGAGCUUCUGCGUGAAGAUAAUGAACAGUUGGUAACGCAGUAUGAAAGGGAAAAAAGUGCUAGAAAACAGGCUGAACAAAAGUUGUUGGAGACUGAAGACUUGGCCGAGCAAGAAAAUAAAGAAUUGGCUACUCGUUUAGAAGCACUGGAAAGUAUUGUGCGUAUGCUUGAAUUAAAGCAUAAAAACAGCAUGGAUCACGCUAUUCGCCUGGAAGAACGUGAGACGGAACUAAAAAAAGAGUACAACAAGUUACACGAACGUUAUACAGAGUUGUUUAAGACGCAUGUUGAUUAUAUAGAGCGUUCAAAAAUAAUGAUGGGUAAUUCGUCACACUCUCAAAUAAGUGCAACGUCAGAUCGGAUAGAUUCGCAAAGAUCGAAAAUUGCACAGAUCACUCGCUCCUCCGGUCCUAUUUCUUAUGGCUUUACCUCACUCGAAAACUCCACGAUGCUUGAACUGGAUGUACUAUGCAGUGCAGGUAGUAGUUCAAGCUCUGGACCUUCCUCACUACAUAAUGAAAUAGAUAAUGUUGUAACCGCAGAAAAAUCAUCAGAAACUGAAAAUCUUCUCCAUGUAAACCAAGCAACAUCUCCACAGAAUGAUAUUUUAAAGCCUUUAGUAUCUAGUUUCAAAGGAGGAAAAUCAACUACUAAAAAAGAACAACGGUCUGCUAACACGUUGUAUCAAGAAUUGUCAUUUCAAGAUGACAACUUCGAAAAUGAAGAAUCGGAUAUAACAGGUGGAUGGGUGCAUCCAGGGGAAUAUGCAUCAUCAGGAAUGGGCAAAGAGGUUGAAAAUCUUAUAAUGGAGAAUAAUGAACUCCUUGCCACUAAAAACGCACUAAAUAUUGUUAAAGAUGAUUUAAUCGUGAAGGUUGACGACAUGACAGGAGAAAUAGAAAUACUAAGGGAGGAGUUGAAUGCUGUAAUACUUUCAAGAAACAAGCUGAAAUCUAAAAUUUCUAAUUUGGAAGACGAUCUGAAGAAAACCAAGCUGUUAAUAAAGCAAAACACUAUUGAUCAAGAAGAGGAAGGAGAUAUUCCAAUGGCACAACGAAAAAGAUUUACGAGAGUUGAAAUGGCACGGGUACUUAUGGAAAGAAAUCAGUAUAAGGAACGUUUCAUGGAACUUCAAGAUGCUGUACGUUGGACUGAGAUGAUGCGUGCUUCGCGCGUGGAACAUUUGGAUAAAAAGUCGAAGCAAAGCAUAUGGAAAUUUUUUAGUAAUCUUUUCACUUCCAGCGAUAGACCUCCUACAGCAGGACACUUACUUCGGCAUAGCAACACUUUUAGUCCAAAUAUUUCGGGAUUUCCAGAAACACGACAAUCAUUAGAAUCUGGCCAUACGCAGUCUUUGAAAAAUUCAAAUGCAAUCGUUUCUGUUAAAGAUAUAGAUUCAUUAAAUUCUAAUAAAGUGUUACAAAGACGACGAGCUCAAUACCGGCAAGUUCGAGCUCACGUGCAAAAAGAAGACGGUAGACUACAAGCGUAUGGGUGGAGUUUACCUUUGACUAAGUAUCCAAUAAAUAUCAAUCAGUCUAAAAUAAAUAGUGGUGUUCCGGUUCCAGUUCCCGUUUAUUGCAGACCACUAGCAGAGGCUAGCCCACAUAUGAAGGUUUGGUGUGCUAGUGGCGUAAAUUUGUAUGGAGGAUUUACAAAAGAUGGGGGCUGUAUGGUAGGAGCAAGUAUAUUUUACUCCAUCAGAACAAAUCCAAAGAUUGCUGAAAUAAUUGAUAAUACUUCGAACGGUGUUUUGGAGCUAGAAUCACUGGAAAAACAAUUGAUAGCAAUUAAUAAUAAUUCACAAAACGAGAUCAAUUUGAGCUCUUAUAUCUGGAUAUGUACAAGUACACAUUCAGCCAGUACGGUAACUGUGAUAGAUGCCAAAAAUCCUGCAGAAGUAUUAGACUCGUUUCCAGUAUGUCAAAAUCAUCUGUUGUGUAUAUGUACUGUCCAGGGAGCCUUGGAAACUGAUUAUGCUUUGUUGGAGAAUAGUGAAGUUACAAAAGCAGGUGAAAUGUUGGAAAAUCCAGGAGAACCUCCAGAUUGUGUUGGAAAAGUAACCUUUAUAAAAUGUGCGAGAUAUUCAGAUACAGAUGUUUCGACCCGUGAGACGAAUUCUCUGCCGUUUCUAAAUAAUGUUUCGCAGAACAGGAACAAACAGGAUAACUUGAGUACUCCGGAAACUAAACCAAAGGCUCAUAAUCUAAUAACUAAUAAUGAAGAAAAUUCAAAUGAGGAUUUUCCAAGCGAUGGAGUUUCAAAUGAAGAACCCGCCAUAACUUCAGUCGGUCCUACGAUGUGGAUGGGUGCUCAGAAUGGAAUGCUGUAUAUCCAUAGUUCAAUAGCCAGAUGGAAUACUUGUCUACACAAAGUAAAAUUACCAGACUCGAUUCUUUCGAUUGUACAUGUUGAAUCGCGUGUUGUAGUUGCACUAGCGAACGGUUCACUUGCCAUCUUUAGGAGACAGCUCAAUGGAGAGUGGGACACAUGCAAUUAUCAUAUUAUAACAUUAGGCUCACCAAAACAUUCAAUAAGGUGUUUGGCAAUAGUUGGUGAUAAAGUUUGGGCAGCGCAUCGGAAUAAGAUCAAUGUUAUAGAUCCAAUUACGUUGACCGUGUUACAUUCCUUUGAAGCACAUCCUAGAAAAGAAAGCCAAAUCCGACAAAUGACUGCGACAGGUUUGGGAGUCUGGAUAUCUAUCAGGUCCUUUGAGAUUAGCUUGCAGUUUUGUGAAAAUAGGCUGGUAUUUAUCAAGAUCGAUGAUGUGAAUCAUUUUAUGUUCGCCGAGUUUCAGAAAACUACAUCCAAUCUGUAA
Messenger RNA from Wyeomyia smithii (pitcher-plant mosquito), 3222 nucleotides. RefSeq names its product JNK-interacting protein 3 (gene syd). The coding region runs from base 172 to 3222 and encodes 1016 amino acids. The transcript is spliced from 8 exons. Gene Ontology annotation, biological process: vesicle-mediated transport. Lineage: Eukaryota; Metazoa; Arthropoda; Insecta; Diptera; Culicidae. The record is from RefSeq and is a predicted model, not a curated record. Gene Ontology annotation, molecular function: kinesin binding; signaling receptor complex adaptor activity; MAP kinase scaffold activity. Gene Ontology annotation, cellular component: cytoplasm.